AUGCUCUUUGCGCCCCUCCUAUUUUAUUAAUUUUUUUUAGCACGAAAAUGGCUGCCUUUUUCAUUUAAACGUCGGUGCUAGAAGAACAAAUAACCAUGAAAUAACCGGCCCAUAAUGUAAUCCUGGAUCAAAACUACAUCCAAUGGACUAAAGUGCGUAGAAUGCGUGUGUUUUUAUCAUGAUGUUGUGGCUGUCAAGGAUGGAAAAUCUAUCUGUUACAUUUUUAACCCUUUGUAUUCCUUGAACCGCCUACAAAUUAGAAGAUGAUGCACCAAGUCACUAGCAGCAGCAAUGACUAUUGCAUGACCGGCCUAGCGGAGGACUGUCAACACCCCACCAGCCACUUUGACCUAUGCAGCUCGCAAUCCAACAAAUUCUACCCCUCGCCCCCUCCCCCUAAUCUACAACUGCCCCUGCCCAACCUACCCCAUCUGCCACAGGGUAUGCACAAGCCAAUGUCCUGUCAAGUGCAACAAGAUAACCAGAAUGAGUUCCACCCUCAGACAGUGAGGAUCCGAGGUGCCAGCGAGGCUCCAGCCGGUCCCGAGACGUCCAAGAAGAAAAAAGGAGGCAUUGUCAAAUCCGGCCGUAGAGGAAGACCCUCGGGGACCACAAAGUCAGCCGGUUACCGGACGAGCACUGGCCGCCCACUGGGCACCACGAAAGCCGCAGGGUUUAAGACCAGUCCCGGGAGGCCCCUUGGUACCACCAAAGCGGCUGGCUACAAGGUGAGUCCCGGCAGACCGCCUGGCAGCAUCAAGACUCUGGCUAGGCUCAAGAAGUUGGAGUACGGGAGCUGUGAUGGUACCAAGAAACUGGACUUCAAUAACUGCGGCAGCGGAACAAAAAAACUAGACUAUGCCAGCUGCGACGUGGCUUCUUUUCCUUACUCCAUGAUGCAGAAACGGGACUUGUGUGAGCCUGCUAGCAAAGUUGAAGAAACUAGCGAGUAGCUUUGUCGGUGUCUGUAUCUAUUGCCUGGAAGUUGUAUUUGAAUGCAUGUCCUAGAGGAUGGUGACGACCAGCGGGACUUGUUUAGCCAAAGUGUUGGAAAGGUUGACUUUUGUUACCUGUGACUGUCGAGCACUGGCUACCUACGAAUGGCUCCUGAUUUCAAUAUCUUGUGUUAAUAUCCGAACCAUCUAUUCUACACCUAUCCAAAGACUGAACUUUGAGAGUAUGGGAUCUUAUUUUACAGAGAUUGCAUGAUGAGUCAUAAUAAAUACAAUCAGUAUACUGUAGCAAAACAGGAAUGAGUGAAUUGCCCUAUUAUUCGUCAUAAUACAUUCAAAUGCUUGCUUUCUGGAUUAUUAUUUUUUUAGGUAUAUCUGACUUUCAUUCAUUUGAUUUAUUGGUUUAUUUAUGCUCUGAUAUAAUGUGCUUUUAGUAGUAGUCUUCAUGGUCUUAUUGUCAUCCCAAGGUUUUUCACUUUUAAAUGCAAUUUAGUAGAAAAGAACAGAAAACACACUAGCUUAACAAUAAUCUUAAACUGUUCCCAGAGUGUAUGUAGCUGUGUUUGUCUUUUACUGUUGUCUGAUAUGACAUGUAUAACAUUUUGUAUUUAUACACUGAUUAUGAGACAUGGGAAUGGAUUUAUUGUGACACAACAUUGUUAGAAAAUGUUUUUGUCCUUUUGCUUCAACUGACACGAACACAGUGAACCCAGGAAACUCUUGUCAUUUUUCAUUUGACACAUAGGAAUUUUUAUUUCUAAUGCUUUAUGAAUAUUAACGUUUUUGUCUAUUCAGUGUACUGUAUUCUCCUUUAUUCUUUAUCCUAACAAGGUAACUAUCAGUUUAUAAAGCAACCCCAGAAUGAACGGUGGGUGGUUAUGCUGAGUAGGAACCAACACGAUUAACCAUCAGAGAAAAUGCUACGUGGUGGAGUAUGUGUAAAGAUAAUGUACUGUAUGUAUAACCAAAAUAAAA
This is a messenger RNA of Esox lucius (northern pike), 1928 nucleotides long. Its product is annotated as UPF0461 protein C5orf24 homolog. The transcript has 2 exons. Bases 264 to 953 code for a protein of 229 amino acids. NCBI's taxonomy places the organism in Eukaryota, Metazoa, Chordata, Actinopteri, Esociformes, Esocidae. The record is from RefSeq and is a predicted model, not a curated record.